AUGGCCCUUCUACUCGGCAGGAUCCCUCCCACGUGCACUUCCUAUGGAGUAUCUAGCGCAGCCACUUGCAUAACUUGCAUGCGGACAGUGGUCAUUGCCAAGACCACCGCUCACAUCCACAUCAUUCAUGAUUUUCCCUCGAUGAAUCAAGAGCAGGGACAUCGCCUGCUUCACACGACGUGGGCGGUGCUGAAGAGCAGCUACAUCAACAUCUUACUCAUCUUCGUGCCGGUUGGCAUCAUCGCGGGAGCUUUAGAUCUGCCCCCGGGAGCCAUCUUCGUGCUCAACUUCCUCGCGAUUGUGCCCCUUGCUGCACUGCUUUCGUUUGCGACAGAAGAGCUGUCGGAGGCUGUGGGACCACAUAUCGGAGGAUUACUCAACGCAACAUUCGGAAAUGCAGUCGAGCUCAUCGUCAGCAUCAUUGCGCUGCAGAAGAACCAGUUUCGCCUGGUGCAGGCCAGCAUACUUGGAAGUGUGCUGGUGAAUAUCUUGCUGGUGCUCGGAAGUUGUUUCAUCGCAGGUGGCAUUCGCCGCACCGAAUCUAGUUAUGAUCCGAAAAUCGCCUCGGUCAUGGCCGCCCUACAGACUUUAUCAGCCGCCUCUCUCAUUGUGCCUGCCAUACUCUACCGCACAAUCACGCACUCUAAAGGAGGCGACAAAAUUGAUAUCCUGGAUGUCUCGCGCGGCACAUCCAUCAUCUUGAUCGUGCUCUAUGGCUUCUACUUAUACUUCCAGGUGGUAUCUCACAAAGAUCUUUUUCGAGACGACAUCGACGGUGACGAUGGUGGCGAGAACGACGGGAACUCCGAACUCGACGACCCUCACGGAGCUGCUCAAAAGGAAACUCAUGAGGGCGGGGAGAUUCUCGGACCCGUCGGCGCCUUCAUGUGCAUGACAGUGUCCAUCAUAGCCGUGGGCUUCUGUGCAGAGUUCUUGGUCAACAGCAUCGAGAGUGUGGUCGAGGAGACUGGCUUGACGACUACGUUCAUCGGAAUUGUGCUUCUUCCCAUUGUGAGUAACGCCGCAGAGCAUGUUACGUCCGCGGUGGUGUCGUGGAAGGGAAAGAUGAAUCUCGCCCUGCUGGUCGACUUGGGAUCUGGCAUGCAGGUUGCGCUGUUCGUGACACCUUUACUGGUCCUGAUCGCAUGGGGUCUCGACAAGCCAUUCAGUUUACAUUUUCAGCUCUUCGAAACUGUCGUGUUCUUUCUGAGCGUUCUGGUGGUCAACUUCCUAAUCAGAGGGGGCUCGAGCAACUAUCUUGAGGGGGUCAUGUGCGUGGGAUGGUACCUCAUCAUCGCGCUCGCCUUCUUCUACUAUCCCGAUGAUGAGUGA
Messenger RNA from Sphaerulina musiva SO2202, 1332 nucleotides. Its product is annotated as calcium ion transporter Vcx1. Gene Ontology annotation, cellular component: fungal-type vacuole membrane. Gene Ontology annotation, biological process: calcium ion transmembrane transport; intracellular calcium ion homeostasis. The transcript is spliced from 3 exons. The record is from RefSeq and is a predicted model, not a curated record. Gene Ontology annotation, molecular function: calcium:proton antiporter activity. Lineage: Eukaryota; Fungi; Ascomycota; Dothideomycetes; Mycosphaerellales; Mycosphaerellaceae. Bases 1 to 1332 code for a protein of 443 amino acids.